AUGGAAGAUCAACCAUUCAUUAUUGAUCCUUCGAAGAAUCAACCACCACACUGGCCACCCAAAGCUGAAGUUGAUUUUGUAUCAGAGAUUGACGUGGACAAAAUUUCCGACACUGAAUAUCGUGGAAAGGUGCCAUUGAAAAAGCCUUUAGCUAUUCGUCAUGGUGUGUAUGGUGGGGCUUUGUGUUCCCAAGCAAUUCUAGUCGCUAUGAGAUCGGUCCCUUCGGAUUUUAAACCACAUGCCCUCCACUCAUUUUUUACAAAAGGUGUUAAAGAAGAUUCAGUUAUAGAGUGGAGGGUGCAAAAGAUAUCUAAUGGUAAAUCAUUUGCCAACAGAAUGGUUCUUGGGUGUCAAGAAGAUCAGGUGGUGUUCACAGCGAACAUUUCGUUGACUACAAGAAAUGUAACUCGACCAAGAAGCGAUGGAUUAGUGCCUUUCAGCCACCAAAUCGACCCUCCGCCGGAGCUAUUACACUAUGAUAUCAGCAAGUUAAAGGGAAUCGCUAAUCCAAACUUACACACGACUCUUCGAGAAACACCCAAACCUAAAGUAGAAGGUGUUUAUCCAUACUUAAUAAAGUACGGUAUUCCCGAGUGUGAAACCCUUUUGUCGAUACCUGAAGAAUACAAGUACUCUUUACUCACCUGGGUUACUGAUUGGCUGUUUUUGUCAAGAGCGUUUGCUGUUGUUUUAGGUAAGAGGGUAGAUGCUGAUUUUGACGUUUCGUUGGACCACACAAUUUACUUUCACGACGACGACUUUGAUGCUACAAAAUGGGUGGGUAUUAGCUUGAGACCCACCAGAUCAGAGCAUGGAAGAACUUUGAUGAUUUGCGACUUGUACAAUGACAAGGGAAAGCAAGUUGCCACAAUAAUACAAGAACGAUUGUACCUUGUAAAACCAACAGCAAAAUUAUAG
Messenger RNA from Lodderomyces margitis, 918 nucleotides. RefSeq lists its product as uncharacterized. Gene Ontology annotation, molecular function: fatty acyl-CoA hydrolase activity. The coding region runs from base 1 to 918 and encodes 305 amino acids. The record is from RefSeq and is a predicted model, not a curated record. Gene Ontology annotation, biological process: acyl-CoA metabolic process; fatty acid catabolic process. The transcript has a single exon. Lineage: Eukaryota; Fungi; Ascomycota; Pichiomycetes; Serinales; Debaryomycetaceae. Gene Ontology annotation, cellular component: peroxisomal matrix.